Colletotrichum costaricense is the source of this 459-nucleotide messenger RNA. RefSeq lists its product as uncharacterized. NCBI's taxonomy places the organism in Eukaryota, Fungi, Ascomycota, Sordariomycetes, Glomerellales, Glomerellaceae. The record is from RefSeq and is a predicted model, not a curated record. The coding region runs from base 1 to 459 and encodes 152 amino acids. The transcript has 2 exons.
AUGUACGUCGGCACCCUCACAGAGGACGCCAGUGUGUCCGCGGCGAGUAAUGCUCGCGCGAAGAAGAGCCACGCGGUGCCCACGGCGGACAACGACCUCACAUUCCCUUUUGUAGAUGUCAAGGGAUCGACCUUCCAGUCGUCUAUGAGAUACGACAUGGCCGAGAACAUGACAAUCGACCAUGCCAAGGGGCACCUGACCACCCAGUGGGAUAUGGCAGAGCUCUGCCGUCUCGCAAAGGCCAACACAUCUCUGAUGGUCUAUUGGUGCCGGAAUGCCCUUCUAAAGGAUCUCCGCAGUGCCGGCCACCCAGGAGUGGCAACCGACGAGUAUUAUCCUGAUCUAUCGGAAUUGGUACACAUUGAACUAUGCAGAGACGUCUGGAGGGCGAAACUGCGAUCAACCAUGGUAUCUAUGGAGGUGUAUGAGCGGAGCGCUUGCGAGGGGGAGGUUGCGUGA